Molecule: messenger RNA, 1335 nt
Organism: Cajanus cajan (pigeon pea)
Lineage: Eukaryota; Viridiplantae; Streptophyta; Magnoliopsida; Fabales; Fabaceae
Product: protein REDOX 2
Molecular function (GO): oxidoreductase activity, acting on the CH-OH group of donors, NAD or NADP as acceptor
Source: RefSeq, a predicted model, not a curated record
AAAAUAUUAAAAUAUGGAGCUUUAAAGAGAUAGUAGUUCCAAUUCCCAGACGCAUUUUGUUUCAAAGGUAGAAAGAAGGAGAAAGAAAGUAAGAAGAUAUGGCAGGAAAGAAAAUCCCAGAUGUGUUGCUGAAUUCAGGACACAAAAUGCCAGUUAUAGGAAUGGGAACUUCAGUGGAGAAUCGUCCAUCAAAUGAGACCCUUGCUUCUAUCUAUGUUGAUGCCAUUGAGGUGGGUUACCGUCACUUUGACACUGCUGCAGUGUAUGGGACAGAGGAAGCCAUAGGCCUAGCAGUGGCCAAAGCCAUAGACAAAGGCCUCAUUAAGAGUAGAGAUGAACUUUUCAUCACUUCGAAGCCAUGGAACACUGAUGCACACCCUGAUCUUAUUGUCCCAGCUCUCAAGACCACAUUAAAAAAGCUGGGAGUGGAGUAUGUGGAUCUUUAUCUGAUUCACUGGCCAGUGAGGCUGAGACAUGAUCUUGAAAAUCCAACAGUUUUCUCCAAGGAAGAUUUGCUGCCCUUUGAUGUAGAAGGGACAUGGAAAGCUAUGGAAGAGUGUUACAAGUUGGGGUUAGCAAAGUCUAUUGGCAUAUGCAAUUAUGGUACCAAGAAACUCACCAAACUCUUGGAAAUAGCCACAAUUCCUCCUGCAGUCAUUCAGGUGGAAAUGAACCCAUCAUGGCAGCAAGGGAAACUCAGGGAGUUCUGCAAGCAGAAAGGAAUUCAUGUAAGUGCUUGGUCAGCCCUUGGUGCUUAUAAGAUAUUUUGGGGUUCAGGAGCUGUCAUGGAGAAUCCAAUCCUCCAGGACAUAGCAACAGCAAAAGGGAAGACCAUAGCUCAGGUUGCACUUAGAUGGGUGUACCAACAAGGGUCAAGUGCCAUGGCUAAAAGCACCAACAAGGAGAGGAUGAAGCAGAACCUGGACAUAUUUGAUUUUGAGCUGAGUGAAGAGGAUUUAGAGAGGAUUAGUCAAAUUCCACAGCGUAGGCAAUACACAGGGGACAUGUGGCUAUCUGAAAAUGGUUCUUGCAAGACCUUGGAAGAACUUUGGGAUGGAGACGUUUGAAUGUUUCUUCUAGGGUCUAACUAUAUUUUAGAAUAUAAAUUAUGAGAAUAAACAAGAUGUGAAUUCCAUACUAUUGACAUGUCUUGUACUACUAUUUUAAUUAUGGCUGGCUAUAUCUUCAUAUGAGGACCUAGCUAACCUCAGUUCCCUUAUUUGAGACCUUAAGUUGAAUGAGUGUGACAACUUUAUCAAAGGAGUGAGACUCUGGUGCCUCUUCCAUUCAAAGGAAAUAUAAAAUAUCUAUAUCAUCAAUGCAUGCCUCUGGUUA